Messenger RNA from Bombyx mori (domestic silkworm), 2131 nucleotides. RefSeq names its product protein kinase, cGMP-dependent, type I (gene for). Gene Ontology annotation, molecular function: cGMP-dependent protein kinase activity; ATP binding. Lineage: Eukaryota; Metazoa; Arthropoda; Insecta; Lepidoptera; Bombycidae. Gene Ontology annotation, biological process: protein phosphorylation. The record is from RefSeq and is marked provisional.
AACGUGAUCCCUAGUGGUUACUCUCAGUGCUCGGUAGCCGAGUGAAUGCGCGUGUGCUUCGACAACCUCUGCUUUGGAUCGUCACAGCGCGGAGCUGCUGACGAUGAGCCGAGAGCCUUAGUGAAUACUGGUGGAGGAGCGCUUACCGUGGCGCCCACAGUCAACGGCGAAAGACGCGCGUUAGACGAAACGUAUAGAGAGAUCGAGUUAAAUGGUAUAAUGGGGACUCCUACAGCUAUGAAUGCGGAGUCGGAGAAUUGCGUUGCCAAUGCAACGAUGGCGAAUGACAUGCAGCCCUUAAUCGAACGGAUCAGGGAGCUUGAGGCGUUGCUUAAGCAACGUGACCAGGAAAUGUUGGAACUGCGCUCGCAGCUGGACAAACUGCAGAGCGUGUUCCCGUACCAGCAGUACGCCCGAGGAUCGAGAGGUCCCAGAAAGCAGAGAGCUCAGGGUAUAUCUGCUGAGCCGCAGAACAGCGCAUCGCUUCAAGAUCUGACUCAUCAGACCUUCCCUAUUUACGACAAAAGCGAAACAUCUCGCGAGCUGAUUAAGACUGCGAUCCUCGACAACGACUUCAUGAAGAAUCUAGAAAUGACACAGAUCAGAGAAAUAGUGGAUUGCAUGUAUCCCGUCGAAUAUGCAGCCGGCAGCAUUAUUAUCAAAGAAGGCGACGUUGGAAGCAUAGUUUAUGUUAUGGAAGAAGGCCGAGUCGAAGUGUCGAGGGAGAACAAAUACCUGAGCACGAUGGCGCCAGGCAAGGUCUUCGGGGAACUGGCAAUCCUGUACAACUGCAAGCGUACAGCUACCAUCAAAGCCGCUACGGACUGCAGACUUUGGGCCAUCGAACGACAAUGCUUCCAAACGAUUAUGAUGAGAACUGGCCUUAUCAGACAGGCUGAAUACACAGACUUCUUGAAGAGUGUACCGAUCUUCAAGAACUUCCCCGAAGAUACGUUGAUUAAAAUCUCCGAUGUGUUGGAAGAGACUCAUUACCAGAAUGGAGACUAUAUUAUUAGACAGGGUGCGAGAGGUGACACGUUCUUCAUCAUAUCCAAAGGACAGGUUAAAGUUACACAAAAACUACCGAAUAGUAACGACGAGAAAUUCAUCAGAACCCUCACGAAAGGAGACUUCUUCGGAGAGAAGGCCUUACAAGGGGACGACCUCCGAACGGCGAAUAUCGUCUGUGACUCACCAGACGGCACGACUUGUCUCGUUAUAGACAGGGAAACAUUCAAUCAGCUGAUAUCCACACUGGACGAGAUCCGAACCAAGUACAAGGAUCUGGGUGAUGACAGACAACGAUUGAACGAAGAAUUCGCCAACCUGCGUCUCUCGGAUCUCCGCAUUAUCGCUACAUUGGGUAUCGGAGGCUUCGGUCGAGUGGAAUUAGUGCAAAUCCAAGGCGAUUCGAGUCGCUCCUUCGCCUUAAAGCAGAUGAAGAAGGCCCAGAUCGUUGAGACGAGACAACAACAACACAUAAUGUCCGAAAAGGAGAUAAUGUCCGAAAUGAACUGCGAAUUCAUAGUGAAGCUAUACAAGACUUUCAAAGAUCGCAAGUACUUGUACAUGUUGAUGGAGACUUGCCUCGGUGGAGAGCUAUGGACCAUUUUAAGAGAUCGAGGACAAUUUGACGACGCAACGACAAGAUUCUACACGGCCUGUGUAGUUGAGGCCUUCCACUAUCUACAUUCUAGAAAUAUAAUUUACAGGGAUCUCAAACCAGAGAAUCUACUGCUAGACUCGAAAGGUUACGUGAAACUGGUCGACUUCGGUUUCUCAAAGAAGCUGCAGGCGAGCCGUAAGACCUGGACGUUCUGCGGCACGCCAGAGUACGUCGCGCCCGAGGUCAUCAUGAACCGGGGCCACGAUAUCAGUGCGGACUAUUGGUCUUUAGGUGUUCUCAUGUUCGAACUGCUGACCGGGUCGCCGCCCUUCACGGGCUCGGAUCCUAUGAAGACGUACAACAAAAUCCUGAAGGGCAUCGAUGCGGUCGAGUUCCCGCGCUGCAUCACGCGCAACGCCGCUAAUCUGAUCAAGAAACUCUGCCGCGACAACCCUGCGGAGCGGCUCGGCUAUCAACGAGGCGGCAUAACUGAGAUACAGAAGCACUAAAUAAUAAAUAAUAAUA